UUGUAAAAUUUAGAUCAUUUGAAUGAAAAGCUUGAACAUUUUCUAUAUUUGACAGUUCACUUCUCUCACUCUUCGAGUCUUCGGCCUCCACUGUCGCCCAUCUCUCUGUCUCUCUGUCUUGAUUGAAAACCUUGUGUUCGCAGUGGUAAUGGUCACUCAGUCCUGCCUCGUCUCCCAAACCCCUUCAUUCCUCUCCUUCUUUCCCAAAACUCCUAUUCCCACUCCCACUCGCACCUCCUCAUUCUCAUUCUCAUUCAACAAAGCCUCCAACCUUCGUUUCCCAAUCUCUCUCUCUCGCCCAACCGCAAUGGCCUCCAACUCCAACCUCUCAAAUGACGUCCCCGAUGCCCGUCAACAACUAGACUUUCUAGAUUCCGAACUCGAUCACUUUGCUAAGAUCGCCAACAAGGUCGCCGACGCCGCCGGAGAAGUCAAUCGGAGGUACUUCCGGAAUAAAUUCGAGAUUCUUGUCAAGGAGGAUCUGAGUCCUGUAACCAUUGCAGAUCAAGCAGCAGAGGAAUCUAUGGUUAAAAUUAUACUUGAGAAUUUUCCUUCGCAUGCAAUUUAUGGAGAGGAGAAUGGAUGGAGGUGCAAAGAGAAGUUUGCGGACUAUGUUUGGGUUUUAGAUCCAAUAGAUGGAACAAAGAGUUUCAUCACUGGAAAACCCUUGUUCGGUACCCUAAUUGCACUCCUAUACAGGGGUAAACCAAUUCUUGGCAUAAUCGAUCAGCCUAUUCUGAGAGAAAGAUGGAUUGGGAGAAGUGGAAGGAAAACAACACUAAAUGGACAAGAAGUGUCUACUCGCACUUGUGCAGAACUGUCACAAGCCUACUUGUACACUACAAGUCCACAUCUCUUCAGUGGAGAUGCCGAAGCAGCAUUUGUUCGUGUUAGAAACAAGGUAAAAGUGCCAUUAUAUGGCUGUGACUGCUAUGCUUAUGCUCUUUUGGCUUCUGGUUUUGUGGAUCUAGUUGUUGAGUCUGGUUUAAAGCCGUAUGAUUUCCUUUCGUUGAUACCUGUGAUAGAAGGUGCGGGGGGUGUUAUAACCGAUUGGAAAGGAAACCAGCUUCACUGGGAGGCGUCUCCAGAUUCACGUGCAACAAGUUUUAACGUGGUGGCAGCUGGGGACAAACAGAUUCACCAACAAGCUGUAGAUUCAUUACAAUGGCAGUAAAGAUUGAGUCGAACUAGAAUAUGUAAAAGCCAAUGCCAUUCCCGGGGGCCGGAGUCCUAUCUUUGGGUUUAGAUAUCUAUCUCGAAUAGGAUGUAGAUGGACCAAUAGGAUUAAAAAAAUAAGGAAAACACUAUAGACGGAAAGGGAUCCCACACAUUGUGAGUGUACCACGUCUCCUCUUUUUCUUUUUCUUUUUUCCUUUCUUUUUUUUCCUUCUCCCGUGUGUCUCCCCUCCCCUCCUCCCCCUUUCCCUCUCUGCCUCCGCCUCCCUGUGGCUGCCAUGGUGGUCAGGGACCACCUUAGGGCCGGCAGAAGCCACCGGUGGUCCAAGCGGCACCGUCCAGCGGGGGAAUGGGAGCUCCCGUGCACGGCAAGCUCGUGGAUUGCCGGCUGCUUCUGUUGGCCUUGAAGUGGUCCCCAACCACCAUGGCGGCCAUGAGGAGGUGGAGAUAGAGAGGGAAAGGGGGAGGAAGGGAGGGGAGAUGCACGGGAGAGGCGUUGCCGUGAGGGGAGGGGAGACGACGGCGGCUUCUGUCGGCCCUGAGGUGGUCUUCGACCACUAUGGUGGCCACGGAGAAGGUGGAAGCAGGCGGAGACGCACGGGAAAGGGGAGACACACGGGGAGGGGGGGGGGGAGAAAGAAAAAAAAAAGUAGGUAGACGUGGCACACUUGCAGUAUGUGGGAUCCUUUUGUAUUUGUAGCAGCCCUCAAAAAAUAAACCACAAAAAGAUCUCUUAGGAGGAACUGCAUAUUUUUCAUUGUCUUUUAAAGCCUGUGUGCAUCAUGAAAUGCAAGGGCAAUUGUCAAUUAUACCACCAUAUGUAGAAUUUCAUAAGCCAUAUUCUCCUCCCACCAUAACUAUUUUGGGGCACGUGUCCCAAUCUCAACGGGAUACACAUGUCUCAAUCUCAACAGGUCCACCAAGCCAAAUCCUCGUUACCAAACCUGCCUUCUGGUUCUCAACUUGUCCUGGACAAGAUUUGGAACCCAAGAUUGGGUUGUGUAUGGAUACAAUGAUAGACUAAUAAAAACAAAUGCUUUUUCAUUGAUCCAAGGGGUCUCUUUGUAUGGUGGAUUAGUAAUUGGCCUGUGUAUUUCUUCCUCGGACAUGGAUUGAAUUUCAAUAAGUUGAUCCUGAAAAACAGAUGAUUUCUUAAUGCAA
Messenger RNA from Juglans microcarpa x Juglans regia, 2337 nucleotides. RefSeq names its product bifunctional phosphatase IMPL2, chloroplastic-like. The transcript is spliced from 10 exons. Lineage: Eukaryota; Viridiplantae; Streptophyta; Magnoliopsida; Fagales; Juglandaceae. The record is from RefSeq and is a predicted model, not a curated record. The coding region runs from base 149 to 1174 and encodes 341 amino acids. Gene Ontology annotation, biological process: L-histidine biosynthetic process. Gene Ontology annotation, molecular function: histidinol-phosphatase activity.